Molecule: messenger RNA, 669 nt
Organism: Xiphias gladius (swordfish)
Lineage: Eukaryota; Metazoa; Chordata; Actinopteri; Istiophoriformes; Xiphiidae
Product: heat shock protein 30-like
Exons: 1
Coding region: 49-669 (206 amino acids)
Biological process (GO): response to heat; protein refolding
Molecular function (GO): protein folding chaperone
Source: RefSeq, a predicted model, not a curated record
UUACUUCACCUCACAACUAGAGGACUCAACACUAAACACACACUGGAGAUGCUGUGCCCUCGUGGACUCCAGUCUGCCUUCAGUCCAUUCGUGGACUCGUACUGGCCUGUACGCAGUCAGUGGCCAGAGGUCAAACCUCCGCUCUACCAGCAGGAUCUACUGCAGAUGAGCCUACAGGAGCUCCACAGCAGCCUGGAGCUGAUGGAAAAACUUCAACACAAGAUCGCCGCCCUGGGACCAGUGUCUUACCAGCUGCAGAAAGAUGGAGAGCACUUUGGCCUGACCCUGGAAACUCAAGGCUUUUCUCCAGAGGAGCUGUCUGUCAGGCAGGAGGGAAGGAGGCUGAGAGUCAGCGGGAAGACAGAGAAGAAGCAGGAGGACGAGAAAGGCUGCUGCUCUUACAGACACCAGGAGUUCACACAGGAGUUUGAUCUGCCUGAAGGCCUGAACCUUGAGGAGGCCACCUGCUGCCUGCAUGCAGACGGGAAGCUCCACAUCCAGGCAGCCGGAGCUCCCUGUGUGGAGGAGGCUGAGAGAGAGCUGACUAUGGCGAGGUGCUUGCAGAGUGUGUGUACACACACAGAAGGUGGCAGCACAGAGACACACAACAGAACACAGGACAUGGACAGCACACUGUGUUUAGGUGACACCCCUAAAAACAUUGUUUGA